CAGAAAGUGUCUCUGUGUCCCGAAUCUUUCCUCGUUAGUUCAUCACAUUUUUUUUAUUAUACUAAUGGUCAAGAAAUGAGAACCCAACUUUUUUACAAAUUCCUUUCUCUUUCCCUCCUUUACGCAAAUCAUAAAAGUGAUUUCAACAGGACAGCGAGUGAGAAAGAGACAGGCUACAGAGAAAGCGAUAGUUCGUUCACUCUUCGCUUUCUAAAGAAUCUCAAAACCCAAGAAAGUCUGGAGAGUAAAAUCGAUUCUAAAUUGUUCUUUUCUUAGCAAAAAAACAAAAGAACAAAAAAAAGAAAAAUGAAGAAACUUCAUGUUCAUCUUCAUUUUCUGUUUCUUUUGAAGAUCUCUGUUACUCAAUUCCUCAUUGUUUCUUCUUCUUCAUUAAACCCUUCUAUAGCUCCUGUUUACACUUCCAUGGCUGCUUUCUCUCCUGGAAUCCAAAUGGGAAGUGGCGGAGAACACAGAUUCAAUGCGCAUAAGAAACUUCUGAUUGGUCUCAUAAUCAGUUCCUCUUGUCUUGGCUUCAUAAUCCUCUUUUCUUUAGGCUUAUGGGUUUAUUGUCGGAAGAAAUCUCCCAAUUCCAUCAAGAAUUCAGAUACUGAGAGUGGCAAUUCAUUUGCCAUGUUUAUGAGACGACUAAGCUCAAUCAAAACUCAGAGGAGAACAUCUUUCAAUAAGGGCUAUGUGCAGAGUUUCGAUACCAAGACGCUAGAGAAAGCAACAGGCGGUUUCAAAGAGAGUAAUGUAAUCGGACAAGGCGGUUUCGGAUGCGUUUACAAGGCUUGUCUGGACAACAACACGAAAGCAGCGGUUAAAAAGAUCGAAAACGUUUGUCAAGAAGCUAAACACGAGUUUCAGAAUGAAGUUGAGUUGUUGAGCAAGAUCCAGCACUCGAACAUUAUCUCAUUGUUGGGCUGCGCAAGUGAAAUCAACUCGAGUUUCAUCAUUUAUGAGCUGAUGGAGAAAGGAUCCUUAGAUGAUCAGUUACAUGGACCUUCUUGUGGAUCAGCUCUAACAUGGCAUAUGCGUAUGAAGAUUGCUCUUGAUACAGCUAGAGGACUAGAGUAUCUCCAUGAGCAUUGUCGUCCACCAGUUAUCCACAGGGAUUUGAAAUCGUCGAAUAUUCUUCUUGAUUCUUCCUUCAAUGCCAAGAUUUCAGAUUUUGGUCUUGCGGUAUCGGUUGGUUUGCACGGUAAUAACAACAUUAAGCUCUCCGGUACACUUGGUUAUGUUGCCCCAGAAUAUCUCCUAGACGGAAAGUUGACGGAUAAGAGUGAUGUGUAUGCAUUUGGGGUGGUUCUUCUUGAACUUUUGUUGGGUAGAAGGCCGGUUGAGAAAUUGAGUCCAUCUCAGUGCCAAUCGCUUGUGACUUGGGCAAUGCCACAACUUACCGAUAGAUCGAAGCUUCCAAAGAUCGUGGAUCCGGUUAUAAAAGAUACAAUGGAUCUGAAGCACUUAUAUCAGGUAGCAGCCAUGGCUGUGUUGUGCGUGCAGCUAGAACCGAGUUACCGACCGUUGAUAACCGACGUUCUUCACUCACUUGUUCCAUUAGUUCCGGUAGAGCUAGGAGGGACUCUCCGGUUAACACGAUGAUUAACAUAACACGCAAAAAUCCAAAUCUAUUUACCUUUUGCAUCUUUUUAAUUUUUGCAUAGGGGAUAUGAUUCUCUCAAAAGUUUGGGAAUAAGAAUGUGCGAUUAGAAGUUUUCCAGGGUGGUUGAGUUAUAUAAUUCUAGUUGUUGGAUUGUAAAUUGUUUGUAUAGAUUUUUCACGUCACGUUUUGUGAUUGGUGUGCGUUGUAAGAUCAACAAUUUAGAAAAUAUGGUAAUAGCUAUUCAAUCAUGAACGUAAAGUGAUAAUUAAAAAUAG
Thlaspi arvense is the source of this 1878-nucleotide messenger RNA. NCBI's taxonomy places the organism in Eukaryota, Viridiplantae, Streptophyta, Magnoliopsida, Brassicales, Brassicaceae. The record is from the annotation of a GenBank genome assembly.